AUGAACGAUUUAUUUAGCAAAGCCAAUUCAAUUAAAUGUCAUAUCAAACACCAUUCUGAUUUAGGGUUAGGAAUCUCAGUGAUGUGUUUGGAUGAAAAAUGUAUUAGUAAUAAAAAGGCUAUUUGUGCUAUUUGUGCAAAAGAAUCCCAUAUUAAUCAUAAAGUCAUAAGCAUCUCCAAAAUCGAUCAAUGUAUAACUGAAUAUUAAGAAAGAUGGGUUUAAAAUAAGUUAAAAUAGUAAUUGGUGAGUGAUUUCGAAACAAUAACGGAAGAAAUAGGUCAGAAUUUUUUGAAGUAUGGAUCUCAAUUUUCUUAAAUUUUGGAUGAGAUUAAUUAAGUGUAAAGUAUAUACAAGACAUAUAUUCAAUGUGAAGAAGUCACUGAAGUCGUCCUAUAGAAAUUGGGUUAAGAAUUACAAGAAUUGACAAGAUUGGAUGCAGGGUCUUUGAGUCUAAAAUUUUCUGGUUAAAAGCAAAUAAGUCAAUUAAAACAAUUUGUUUUGGAAAUGCAAUCACUAAAUAUAUUGUUAAGUAAAGCCUAAAAAUCAAAUGAAAUGUUAUAAUCGAUUAUUAUGUAAUCUUAAGAAAGAGAUUAAUUAAAGUAAUAUUUAGAAACCCUAGAAAAAUUAUAAUAUGAAUAAGCACAAGAACAAGUUAGAAACAACAUAAAUGAAGAUAGCUUCAACUUAUGUGAUAAAAAUCUAAUAAAAUUGAAAUUAGAUUAUUAUAAUAGUGUUACUGCAAUAGAUGUAACUAAUGAUGGAUAACUUUUUGCAGGUGGAUCAAAUUGGAAUAACAAAGUAGUAGUUUAUGAUUUGGAUUCAAUGAUUGAAUUGAAAUGUUUCAUUUGUUAAUCCGAUAGAAUAUAAGCAUUGAAAUUUUCACCCAAUAAAAAAUGGUUAUUGGUUGGAAGUGGUAGAUAGUCUGAUAUUUGGAUGUGGGAUAUAAACAAUUUAGAUUAACGUCCAAUAAUUUUCAAAGGACAUAGCGAAGGUAUAAAUAGAUUUAGCUUUUCAUCUGAUUCUAGAUAUUUUUGUUCUGUAAGUGGUGACAGAUAAGGGAUAGUGUGGAACAUUGAAACUAAUAAAUAAUUAUAUCGAUUAAAUGGACACGCAUAAGCUGUUAAUGGUUGUUCAUUUGGUGGAGGAAAUUGGUUAAUGGAAAUGGAUAAAGAAAAUUAGAAUGUUAAUCUGAUAAUUGCAACAAUUGGUGAUGAUAAAAAUAUUAUCAUAUAUAAAAAUCAAAAGAUCUUAAAAAAAUGGUAGGCUCAUAAUGAUGAAGGAUAUUGUGUAGAAUUCUCUUAUGAUUAUGAAUGGAUAAUUUCAUCAGGAAAGGAUAAAUUUAUUAAAUUGUGGUCAGCAAGGAAUUUCAUUUUGUUAAAGUAAUUUGAAGGACAUCAAAGAGGAAUAUGGACAUGUGGAUUUUCUCCAUUUUCUUAGUACAUCGCAUCUGCCUCUUGGGAUGACACAAUUAGAAUCUGGAAUGUGAACAAUGUGAAUGAUAUUAUUUAAGUGAAUAAUGAAUUUGUGAAUUUGCCAUAGGUGUGUAUUAAUGGAUUUUCUAGAUGUAUUAUUGCAAGUAGCAAAACAGUGUUUAAUAUCUGGAGAAGAUGAUAGAG
This is a messenger RNA of Paramecium octaurelia, 1616 nucleotides long. The record is from the annotation of a GenBank genome assembly. Lineage: Eukaryota; Ciliophora; Oligohymenophorea; Peniculida; Parameciidae.